AUGCCCUCCGGACUCCUCUCCUCCUUCGUCGCCGCCAUCCAGGCCUCGCUCUCCGUCCUCCUCGUCAUCUCCUACGGCGCCAUCGCCGCCCACCUCAAGCUGCUAGACUCCGAAAACGGCAAAGCCAUCUCGAAAAUAUGCGUGAAAAUGUUUCUCCCCGCGCUGCUCCUCGUGCAGCUCGGCUCAGAAAUGCACGCUGGCUCCGCGCACCGCUACGGCAUCGUCGUUGUGUGGGCGCUGCUCGCGCAUGUUAUCAGCUUUUUGAUAGGUAUUGCCGCGCAUGUGUUGUUUAAAAUGCCGGAUUGGAUUACUUGUGCGAUUAUGUUUAAUAAUACGACGAGUUAUCCGCUGCUUUUGAUUCAGAGUCUGGAUGAGACGGGGAUUUUGGGGGUGCUUGUAGGUGAAGAUGAUAGUACGAAGGCGAUGACCGCGAGGGCAAAGAGCUAUUUCUUGGUGUUCAGCACGAUAAGUAGUUGUUUGACGUUUGCGGUAGGACCGAGGUUGAUUGAUAGCGAGCAUGCGCCGGAUAGUGACGAGGAGGAUCGGUCGUUGUCGUCGUCGAGCGGGACACUGACUGAUCCGGACGAAAGGGCGGCAGAUGCAGACGGUGGUGUGCAAGAGAUCCGACCAAGCGAGAGGACGGGACUAUUGGGCGCACCGUCGAGUCGACGAAGAGCGGACCGGGAUCGCGCGAGGCAUGCGAGUGUGGCGAGCAUCACGUUUUUCCCGUCGAAGCCAAAGUUUACCACGGUGAAGCGCAGACCGCGGUAUAUCCCGCAUUUGAAGUGGAGUGAGCUGAGUUCGAGGACGAAGUGGUGGCUGCUUUUCUUUUACGACUUCUUGAACGCGCCACUUAUAGGCGCUGUGAUGGGCGCUAUCAUUGGGCUUGUUCCUCCGCUUCACAAAGCGUUCUUUAGUGAUACGUUCGAUGGAGGGGUGUUCACCGCUUGGCUCACAGAAAGUUUUAAGAGUCUCGGACAAUUGUUCGUCCCACUUCCGCUGGUGGUCGCUGGUAUUGUACUCUACUCGUCGUACCAGGAUUCGAGACACGCGUCGAGGACUGGUCCAGUUGCGAAAGUCCCACUGCUUACGACUUUGUUUAUCCUGGUUGUCCGCUUCGUCGUAUGGCCGGCACUCUCCAUCGGCGCGAUAUAUGGGAUAGUGAAGAGCGAAGGAAAACGAGGAUUGUUGGGCGACGAUCCAAUGCUCUGGUUCACGAUGAUGUUGAUGCCAACUGGACCACCUGCCUUCAAACUGAUCACGAUGGUACAAGUGUCGGAGGCAGGUGCGGAGGACGAGCAACACAUGGCCAAGAUACUGACGAUCAGCUAUAUCGUAUCUCCGAUACUGGCUCUCACGGUGGUCGGGGCAUUGAAGGCAAGCGAGGCUGCGAUAUGA
Messenger RNA from Didymosphaeria variabile, 1398 nucleotides. RefSeq lists its product as uncharacterized. The record is from RefSeq and is a predicted model, not a curated record. Gene Ontology annotation, cellular component: endoplasmic reticulum; membrane. Lineage: Eukaryota; Fungi; Ascomycota; Dothideomycetes; Pleosporales; Didymosphaeriaceae. The transcript has a single exon. Bases 1 to 1398 code for a protein of 465 amino acids. Gene Ontology annotation, biological process: transmembrane transport.